AUCGAGUAAUUAGACAUACAUUUAGUUAUUCUACAUUCAUAGCUCGAUCAGGCAUCAAGUUCGGUCGCCUGUGCACAACUCUCUUCAUUUAUAUAUUUCUGACGCACAUCCACAAGUAGUAUAUCACUAUCAGUUUGCCGACACUUGGUUUCUACUAAGCCUCCUGGAUUUAUUGCAAAUCACCAUUUAUCCUGAUCACGAUGCAACCUAAGGAACAUAUAGCACUGAUAAUGGAACAACUACAGAAGACCCUUUUACUGAGGGCAAAACACUGCUAUACACGGCAGCUUGUGUCUCCUGCUAAACGCUGUGAUUUCUGCAAGAAGUCCAUGUUCGUCAUGACUCUACGCUGUAAAGAUUGCAGAGUAAGAUGUCACCGCCGCUGUGCACAACAAGCAGCUAAUCUCUGCGAACUCGCCGCCAAACACAAUUUGACAACAGGUCCAGAGAGUAGAAAUGUCGUGCCUACAUGUCAUGCUGCACUAGCCGAGGCGUCUAGAAGACAUCAAUCAGCCAACUCCACCCCAGUACCGACCCACCGCAGGAAGAGUUCGACCGAAUCCUUCAGAGAGAUCGAGACUCACCAGUCCACCUUCAGCGUCAGACGUUCCACCACCCGUCAACGCCUCAGCACCACCACUGUCCCCAAAGACCACUCCCUUGGGCGUGUCUCCAGGUCGACCCUCUCAUCACAGUCCUCCAACCGAUCAUCAGUAUCCGGGUACUACUCUCAAGAAUCCGAUGCAAGCCUUCUAUCCGAAUGCGACACACCCAAAGAGAUCAGCGUCUUUGAUAGUUUCGGACCCGGUGACGUCACUUCGCCGAUUCCUUCCUCCUCUCGUUCGCGAAGACACGAGGCGUGGGCGGCGACGAAGCCGGCGCCUACAUCGACCUAUAUGGACUGUCCGGCUCAUGGAAACUGCGAGUCUGGUGCUGAGACCAACCUGAUGAUGUCUCUGGAUGGAGGAUCACUUGUUGCAACUUGGCCUCAAGACCGGAAGUGCAACUGCUGUCCCCACAUUCCAGAAAACAACUGCAACUCCAAUGAUCAGAUGGUAUCAGAUUGGACAGAAGAAUAUCGACGAUCUUCCUUGCAUUACGAAGCACAGAAAGAAGGGCUCAGUGAAUGGACUAUACCUCAUGCUAAUCUUAAGUAUGGAAGAUGCAUAGAGAAAGGCAAACUCGGCAGCACAUACAAGGGUCACUGGCACGGUGAAGUCCUCAUCCAGACCAGGUAUUCCAAGUCGACCGACAUCAAUGAUUUCCUGGACGAGGUCGCUAUGCUGAGUAAGAUACGCCAUGAGAACAUUGCUCUAUUCAUGGGAGCGUGCGUCGAACCAGGCAACCUAGCCGUCGUCAACAGUAUCCACAAAGGUCCAUCACUCUAUCACCACCUUCACGUCCACCGUAGGAAGCUCCAGACUUCUUCCAAGAUGGACAUUGCUCGUCAGAUAGGUCAAGCUAUGGGUUACCUCCAAGCUAAGGGCAUCAUCGUAGGUCAUCUCUCUUCGAGAUGCGUCUAUCUCGAGUCAAAGGUCAAGCUAUCGGUCACCAGGGUCGAUACCAGUGACGUCACAUGCCAAAGGGCCAGCCACGCGUGUCUUCCUAGAGGAAAGCUUCAGUACCUUGCCCCCGAACUCCUGGCGAAAGCCCGCGUUGUUCCACCCGAAUUUAUUACUGGCAACGAACAGACACAUAGCACCGAUGUGUAUGCUUUUGGAACUAUCCUCUUUGAGAUCAUUGCUGGACGGUGGCCUCUGCAGUACGCAUGCUCAGAAAGCGUUAUCUACCAGACUUGUUCGGGGAGACGAGAUGACUUUAGAAAUGUCACGUGUUCUUCAACUAUGAAGAACCUAAUUCAAGAAUGUUGGUCACAAAACCCCAAUGAGAGGCCGUCCUUUCAGGAUAUUGUCAAAGAACUCAAGAAAAACGUUUCCCUUGGCAACAUGAAGCACAGUCUCUCAGAGCCGGAUAAUCUCAAUCGACUCGGAACCGGUCUUUUUCGAUGAGCAACGGUUCUAUGCAAAUGAAGAAUGGGCGGUGGUGGCUGAAACCGUAUAAACCUUAUCCAAUCUCAAAAUACCCGUCCGUUCGAACAAACCGUGUGGACCAAAUCUACUUCAUGCCAGCUAUAGGGUAACGUUAAAUACGGAUGGAUAACACAUUAUAAUCGCAUACAAAAUUGGCAGAACUCUUGUUGGAGAUCAACCCAUCUUGAACAUAAGUAUGAGAGAGCCAACUGGGUAAAAUGAUAGAUCCUUCGUAAGCUCAUCAAAUGCGGAUCCCCGCGGAUCGCUCACGUGACAUCAACGCAUUUAAUACACCGGAUUACCCGAUUUAUAUCUCUUCAGCAGUGUCUUAACGUUGAUAUCUGCAAAGAUAUAUACCUUCAUAUAGCAUACCUAAACCAUGAUGUGUAUUCGAUCACCUCAACAGUACUUAAACAAAACAGCUGUAUAUUUCAGAAAUGAUAUUAGAAGAUCGUGACUGUAUGAAUCUGGAGCUUCCAAUUUCCAAGAAAAGCAAAACUUUUUAUGCUUUAAUUUUUUUAUAUAAAGGAGAUAAUGUUGAGUGCAAUAUUUUUAUGAACAUGUGCACUAAAUUGUUAGAUUCGAUGAUACUGUGUCUGAAUAAUAUUAUUGAAACCGCAUGUUACACAAUAUUAUGUACCAGUUCGUUUGUGCAAUUAAUUUAUUUUAUUUUCGCUUUUGAUAUCUAACCUGUAAGUUUGAUAUUUUACUUUGAAAAUAAGAUGUCUAGUGUACAUCCAUCAUGCAAUAUAUUUCGGGUGAUAUUACUACAAAGCAUGCAUUUAAUGAUAUUUACUGAAUUGAAUGAAAAUAUGAAUAUUCAAGAGUGCAAUACCAGAAAUUUGAGAAAGUAUAUCGAAUGUAAAAGGUUCUUUCAUGACUAUGUGUGUGAUAAGCUGGAAAGGUUAUUGAAUUUGAAUUGAAAAUUAUAUACUUUUAAAGUAAAAGAAGAAAUUCUUGAAAAUAGAACUCUUGUAAUACGCUUAUUGAAAAGCAACACUAUAACAAUAUUUAGUAAAUCAUUCAUUUAAAUGCAUGUUUUAAAAACAUUUUAAGUAUCUGAUUUGAUUUUAAUGAACAAUAUUCAAUUGUUGAUUUUUGUGUUUGUGAAUCUUUCAGUUCGUUAUGUUUUUUAACGUUAAUUGUUAUCGUUUAUUUUUCAAAUCUGGUCGAAGUAUAAAUUUGAACUUGAUAAAAUCUCCACUCUGUGAGUGGCUGUAUUCAUCGCUAAGUCUUAUACUUAAUUCGUGUUAGAGGUAUACUAACGUUCACAGUGGAUGCUACAAACGCAUAAAGCAUGUAAAGCAACGUGAACGAUACGUAGGCUUGACGUGGCAUUCAUUGCUUCAUUCACCAGGCACUCCUUGAAUCAUAACAAUAUUUAGAGUCACUUAAAUACCAUGACUGCAUACAAUUACUUAUCACAUUAUUACGUUUUGUUUCCAAUUACUCUGAUUUUGAAUUCUUGACCGUGAUAUUUGAUUUAAGGCGACAAUAUAUACUCUUCAUUAAUUCAAAAGGAAUUAAGGUCACAAUGUAGAAUUAAGGCAAAACCAAACUGUCUAUAAAGGCAUCCCAAGCAAAAUAGAACAAAUUUAAUGGCUACGGUAGACAGAUGGCCAUUAUAGACAGGUUCUAUAACACUAUACAUAAUAUAAUUCUUCUCUUGAAGGUUGACAAAACAGGUUAUGACCAAAGACAGGUGGCCUUUAAAAAAAGAUUGCAGGUUAGACUGUACAUUUAAGCCUUUAAAGACUUUAUGCUGGAGUCAUGUAGCUCCAUCUUGAUGUUCUGCCUUUGACGUUGCUUUGCAGCUGGUAAAGCCAUCAGUAUGUCUUAACGUCAACCAAAUCAAAGAGUGUAUCGAAACGCGACAAUGAACUCAAUAUCCCAAGGUUUUUGAUAAAAACAAAAACGCGCCCCUCUAAAACAUUCUUUCAUAGUGAAAUUUGAUCAUAGAGCAACACAUUUUGAUUCACUUGUUCCAAGAUUUUAGUUGGAAACAAUCAGCAGAGUACUUGAAAUUAAUUCUUUAAUCUAGGUUAACAAUCAGAUUUGAUAUCCAGGCGAGGUUAUGAAGGGCUUUAAUGCCAUGGAGAACCGUCGUAUCUUGUGCCAGAUCCCAGCUUUAUUUUUACACACAAACACGCACACUCGACGGCUUACAAAUGCACAUACAUUUCCCCCACUCAUUUUUAGGAAUUUUGGAAGAUAAUCGCUUAUGAUAUGGAUUGACCUAUAUUCCUAGGGGCGUGACGGAUCAAGUCAAUCCCAGAUGUGACACCUAAAUAUCAUGUAAUGCCGUGUUUUUCACUCAGAUCGACUCUAAGCUAUAUCUUUAUAUUCAGUAUAUUUGUAUAUAGCAUGAAGAUCGUGUCAAGCAAAUAACCUGGAUAUACAAUUUUUUUAUUUUUUAAAGAAUUGUAUUUGAAUGGAUAUUAAAGUAAUCAUUAUACAUCAUGAUGUCUUACAUUCAAGAUUAGUUCAUAAGAUGUUGAAUCAUUUUGUGAUUCAUCUUUUGCACAUUUCAUAAUAUUUAUUUGCAUCUAUUUUGCACCGAUUGCAAUGUUUUGAUAAUAAAUUAUUUAUUACACCGAA
Messenger RNA from Strongylocentrotus purpuratus (purple sea urchin), 4628 nucleotides. RefSeq names its product serine/threonine-protein kinase B-raf. The record is from RefSeq and is a predicted model, not a curated record. NCBI's taxonomy places the organism in Eukaryota, Metazoa, Echinodermata, Echinoidea, Camarodonta, Strongylocentrotidae. Gene Ontology annotation, molecular function: protein kinase activity; ATP binding. Bases 201 to 2009 code for a protein of 602 amino acids. The transcript has 11 exons. Gene Ontology annotation, biological process: protein phosphorylation.